UACGUGCUUUCGUUCUAAUAUUUUUUAAAAAGUCUGAUAAUGUAUUCAUACACAAAAAAGUAGAUUAGACAUGACGUUAUGUAAAGUAUUCAAGUAGCAGUGUAAGGAUAGAGCUUAUUAAUUAUUAUUAGUAGUAUUAUUUGCAGAUAAUAGUUCGUUUGAAAUAGUGAAAACUCAGGGAAACGUCAUACUUGGACACUUCAGUUUGUUUUGUUUUUGAGACUCGGAAGCGUCUCUGCCGGUUUCUGUAAUUUUUUUGUCAAUUUGAGCAUAACGCAUCAUCUUUUUUUUUCUUUUAUCAAGAUGAUUGAGGUGGUGGCCUCCAUGGCUCGGGGGCCUGUGUUUCUGACUGGAGAGGUGCUGGAGUGCCUCAUCACCUUCACUAAUCCAAUGUCUCAUCUCUCCACUAGUGCAAGCAGUGAGAUGCUUGCGUGGGCCAGUGCUCAGAUCCACUGCCAGUCCCACGCCAGUGAGAGCCGUGUGGCUCUGCCCACUCAGGGCACCAAACAGGAUGUGCAGGCAGAGAAUGACACUGUGCUCAUACCCAGCAGAGGAGAGCGAGGCCAGUGCAUGCUGGACACUCCGCCCAAGAUCCUAUUCUGUGACCUGCGGCUAGACCCCGGAGAGAGCAAAACCUACACCUACAGUGAGCUCGUCCCCACGGACGGCCCUCCUAGUUUCCGUGGUCAGGCAGUGAAAUACGUAUACAAGCUGACAAUUGGCUGUCAGAGGGUCAACUCUCCAAUCAAGCUGCUGCGUGUUCCUUUCAGAGUGCUCGUACUGCAUGGCAUGCCCGAGCCCCCUUUCCCGCAGGAUGAGGAAGUGUCACCCACAAACCCCUUCCUGGAAGAGGAGGAGGGAGGAAGAAGGGACACGAGACCACUAGAGCGAGCACUAGACAUGCUGAUGAUCACUACCUCACGCCGCUGUCCACAUCUGUUUAAUAUCACUAACAUGCGAGGGAAGGUGGCCAAAUUCUGUAUCUUUAAGACUGUGUACAGACUAGGAGAGGAUAUCAUUGGCACAUUUACCUUUUCAGAAGGAGAUAUCCCAUGUCUACAGUACUCAGUGAGUCUGCAGAGUGAGGAGGAGGUCCAUGAGCAAUAUCAGAGGCGACCAGCUCAGGCGGUCAGUGUCACGAGUCAUGGCCGGCAUCUGGAGUCCUGCCUCCACACAGCUUCCAGCCACUUCUCCCUGCCUGUUCCUCUGAACGUUACGCCCGGUUUCAGCACUGACAUUGUAACCCUAAGAUGGCGUCUACACUUUGAAUUCGUCACAGCAAGAGAGCCAGUGGAGCUGCCUACUGUUCUUCAGAACCAAUCAGAAGUGACCGUAUGGACUGGGGCAGAGCAGGUGGACGUGGACACCUUCAGCUGGGACCUGCCAGUCAAAGUACUUCCCACCAAUCCGGCACUGGCUUCAUAUGUUUCACAGUUCACAGGGACGAAUAGUAUCAAUAUCUGAAUUGUGUGUGUGUGUGUGUGUGUGUGUGUGUGUGUGUGUGUGUGUGUGUGUGUACACGUGUGCAUAUGCAUGCAUGUUCUGGUUUUCCUUUAUCUGGAUUUCCAGAUCAAAAACCAGCAGCAUCAUGUAUCUGGUCUUUUAUUUGUUUUAUCUUGUGUGUGUGUGUGUGUGUGUGUGGACCUGAUUUUAACAUUUCACACAUUAACAUGGGACCUUUUCCAUAUUUAUUGUAUUCUAGCCUGGCAAGCUAAUGUAUAUGAUUUUUACAUUAAGAGUUGCUUUGGGUUUUUUUUUUGUUUUUUUUACAUAUAUAUAUAAAAGUGCUUUUCCGUUCAGUGUGUAUUUCUCUACACGUAACAAGCGGACACAUUCUCUAUUACAGUUAUUAACAGUGUUUUGAACUCUCUGCAAAUAAAAAGAGUGAAAUCAUAGAGAAAAGUAUUUUGUUAUUUUCCCCACCACCAUUAACAGACAAGGGGUUACUUUUAAUAUAUUUUAUUUAGGUAAAUAUGAAAUGGUACACGUGAAAAUAAAACUGUAAUACAUAUAUUGUUGAAGGUGCAAAGCUGGAUAUUUACAAUAGUGCAUUGGGUAAAAUGAAUGUAUCAUGACCAUGCUAUUUGAGUAGAUAAGUGUGAUUAAAUCAAUGUAAUCAGUGUGAAGGAUGAGGAAGUACCACUCCAAAACAGCACAUGUACUUCAAGAAGAAUUUCCAGGCUAUAAGUGCUGACUGAGGAUUAGUGAAUACUACAGAUGAAUGACCUGUACCUAGACUAACAGUCUUUUGCAGUUAUUACCAGAUUUGUUCUCCAGAAGGUUCUUUCAUCACUCCAUAGCCAGGCAAGAUAUAAACCCAGUAUGUUUUAUUAAAGCAGGGGACAGACAUGACCCCCGGACAAGAGCAGCACAUGACCAACCACUUUGUUUAACUUUCAUGGUUAUAAAAAGCAAAUUAGUUAUUG
Molecule: messenger RNA, 2426 nt
Organism: Ictalurus furcatus (blue catfish)
Lineage: Eukaryota; Metazoa; Chordata; Actinopteri; Siluriformes; Ictaluridae
Gene: rgp1
Product: GP1 homolog, RAB6A GEF complex partner 1
Exons: 9
Coding region: 304-1464 (386 amino acids)
Biological process (GO): retrograde transport, endosome to Golgi
Cellular component (GO): Ric1-Rgp1 guanyl-nucleotide exchange factor complex; Golgi membrane
Source: RefSeq, a predicted model, not a curated record